Molecule: messenger RNA, 4098 nt
Organism: Hyalella azteca
Lineage: Eukaryota; Metazoa; Arthropoda; Malacostraca; Amphipoda; Hyalellidae
Exons: 10
Coding region: 31-4098 (1355 amino acids)
Biological process (GO): regulation of gene expression
Cellular component (GO): nucleus
Source: RefSeq, a predicted model, not a curated record
CCUGUGUGCAAAGUUUAUAUCUGUAACGUGAUGUCAAGAUUUAGUCGCUGGUCAUCUGAGGAUAUGAAGCCUGCUCCUCCAACAUUACCAUGUGUUCCUCUCCAACCCACUGCCCUCAAAGAUAAAGCUACAGUAUCUACAUUUGUUGAUUCAACAUUUCUGCCUACCGUAAAAACUGCAACUUCUACUCAAACAUUUGGUGAAAAGUUAUCAAAGCAUCCAAUCAAAAAUGAUGCAAUUUUCUCUAAAGCAGUAGGAAACAACCUCAAACCUGAAAAAUCUACAUGCAGUUUGAGAAAACUCAGCACAUCUAUUCUGGCCUCAACUGACAAAGCAUUUUGCCAUUAUCAAUCAAUUGGUGAAAUCCCCGUUGGAAAUAAAACUAAAUUAGCUCCCACUUUUGAAGUACAGUGCUGUUAUUCAACUAAAGACUCUGUAGAAGAGAACAAGUUGAAUAGUGAAUUCAUUUCCACUAAAACAGUUGCUACCUGCUCGCCUGAAUCUCUUCCUUCAGCUAAAUUAACUUAUAUCCAAAAUGUGUCUAAAAAUGAUAAUAAGGCUGCAAAAAGUGAGCACUCAAAUCUACUCAAUCCUGAAAAUCCGGAAAUUUUGACAGGAAAGCCAAAACAAAAUCUCAAUGCUGCCGACAGUUUGUCCAAGUCAUUUCAUUUUGAUCAUGGUUUACUUACAUCAUUUGACAAUGCAUCCAUCAAAUCCAGAAAAAGUGCAAGUGAAAAUUCCUCAGCAACACCUCAAAUAGGUUGUUUGUCAAAGAUUUUAAAUAACACUCCAGCAGAUUAUGCAUUGAGUAGAUUGCAACCUUCUGUUCCCACACAGAUGAAUAAAAUUUCUUUGAACCUUAAGAGCAACAUAUCUUCUGGUAGGCACAUUUUCCUUCCUGGCAACAUGCCUCAUCAAACUAAUAAAGUGAAUAAUAUUGUGUAUAAAGUAGGUAAUUCUUCAUUUGAUGAAGAUGACACUGAAGUUGAAGAUUUUCUCAGCCCUUCCGAUAGAUGGGCUUCCCAACCCAAGAGUUACAGAGGUCCUAGAAAAGACUUGUUGGCUCUGAAUAGAAGAAUGGUCAAGCGGGUUGCAAGCGUACACUAUCCCGACACAACAACUGAUGGUGAAACAAGUGGAAUGGGAAGCUCUUUGGAUGAGCUUGUUGAAUCAUCCACUGAAAGUGCAUCUGAAUCCUCAUGUUCAUGUGCAGUUGAUAGCACAUUACAAAACUUGCCUUGCCAAUUCAGAACUCAUGCCAAUAAGUCUGAGUCUAGUGAGAAUAAGACCAUUUGGGAGAUGUCACUCAGCUCAUUGAGUAGCUUGAAGGAUUUUCCUUUGACCCAGGAGUCCUUAGGAAAUAAACCUCAGCAUUGCUCUUCAAUUAAUCUUGAUAUGUCUCAUUCUACUCAAGAUGAGAGAAGUUCUCUUUUAUUUAUUCCUUUGCCUUUAUCCUGUCAAGACCCACAAGCAAGCAAGUCAGUUGAUUUUCAAGUGAAUCCUUGUCACUCCGCAUCAUCACUUCGAAAUAAAUCUCGCAGUGCCAUAUCACGAUCUGCCCUUGCCAGCUGCUCGGCUGAUGUUGGUGAUGGAAAUAAAUGCUUUACUGAUUCGUCCUCAGCUCUACCAAAGUGCCCGCCAGUAAAGAGACGUGGAGGAUGGCCUAAAGGAAGGAAAAGGAAACCAGAAAUUCCUGGCGCUAAACCUCCUAAAGCUCCUCAAACUGCCUAUGUCCUUUUUCUGGCUGAUAGACGCAAGUUUUAUGAUCCCCACAAAUACAGCUUUGGAGAGAUUACCAAACUUGUAGCAGCUGAAUGGAACUGUCUAGCUCAGCCUCAACGAGAUGUAUACAAGAGGCGCUGUGAGCAAGAGAAGAACAGAUACCGCAAUGAACUCCAAGCGUACAGGCAAAGCCAUGAUUUUCAGCUCAUCAUGCGAAAAAAACGACUGAAGCGAGCCUUGAGUGGGAGAAACCCUGAGGACUCCUCUGACUGCACUGAUGGGCCAGAGGACGAUGCUCCAGAGGAGCUGUACUGCAGCAAGUGUGACAAGCUCUUCAGCUCGCUGCAUAACAAGAGGCUUCAUCUCUACGGCCGCCCCCACAACAGGGCGCAGCCAGUCCGCAAAGCCCGCAAUUCCGCGCCAUCUUGUGGUGCAGAUUAUAACACAGACUAUAACACAGAUAACACAGACUAUGAUGAAGCUAGUACUGCUUCACUACACCAUUCUAUGGUGCCUCAUCGCUCUUCCUCCACCACAUCACCUUCCACUUCACCAUUCCCCCUCACGGCCUCCUCCCCCGGCACCAGUGUGCCCGCCACAUCCGCGUCAGAAGACGACGAACUUCCCGUCUCCAGCGCCAGGAGGGAGCAGCUCCAUGCUCCUAAUUAUGGAGAGAGCUGCGUGGCCAGCAUCGCUGAGGAGGCCAACGACGGGGACAUGGAGGACGAGGCCACUGAGGCCACUGGCCGCCCCAGCGUGGCCGCCUUGAGGGCCCAGCUUAUUGAGCGUGAGCAAGAAAUCAAGCGCCUGCACUUGGCCAUGCAGGAGUCGCGGGCGCAGCGCGCUAUCCUGCUUCAGACGCUCGAAAAAGAAAGAAUGAAGCGCGUCGAGAGAAGCGCCGCGCUUCAAGAUGGUGCUUCUUCUGAUCCUCAAUAUGGCAAGAGCUCUUCACUGCUCCCAAGUUGUAGUUCUUCCUUAGCUCCUAAGUUUGUUGAGCCACAAAACAUCCUGACCGAUGGAGUUGGACGAAACUGUCCUCUUGACGCCACGUUAUCUGACGCCGCCAGCGCGCCGACGCGAGCAAAGGCUUCCCGCGCCGCUAAAGAUAAUUUAGCGACGCUUGUGGAUGUUGCUCACGCAAAGAAAUAUGAAGGUCAAGGAUGCUCCGAAAAUCGAGCGCUUUGUGAGAAUUACAUCAAGCUUGUAGAAAAUCCUUUCCUGCAAAAUCAGAAGGCAGAAUUGUCUUUGAAAAGUAUGGAAAAAAUUAAUACCAUUGUUCCAAAAACAAAUUAUGUGUUGGCUUCAUUAGCAGAUGGUGUAAAUACAACUCAAACUAUGUUUCUCAAUGAAGAUAUUGAUGGGAGUCAUGCAGAUGCUUUUUUGCCUACCGCCUUGGAAGCAAGCGCCAGUGGAUCAACAGAGCAGAGAGAAGCUUUCGUACGAGAAUGUCAUAAUAAAAAAAUGUUACGUAAUGUUAAUAUUUUCCCAUCUGAUAGGUCAAAAACUCAACCUAUUUCUUCUAUGUUGUCUUAUGCUACGCUUGUUCUAGAUCAAUCAAUUGACUGCGGAACUUCAGCUAGUUUUUCCCUUAACAAAUCUCAAACUGUUGCUGCCUGCAAACAAAGCAACGCACUUCCUUCGCUUGCGCCUCUUCUCGAUCACGAUUACAUCAAAAAUGUCUCUUCUUCGCUCAAUUUUUCUUGCGGGCUGUCGUGUCUGAGUAACACUGCCAACAUCUUCGAUCUCACGUCUGAUACAUCCGUGAUGCGCCAAGCAAGUGAAUGUGACCAUCUGAACACUGCGGGGCCAUCUACUGUACCACAAGACAUAACAUCGUCAUAUCAGUCCAUUGGAACUAACGAGCUCUUGCAUUCGACCCAUGAGCAUGACACUGUUCGAGUCAUAGAGGAAAUAUCUGUGGAUUCUGCUCAAAGUUACGGAAAUUCUUUUGAUUUGAAUCUUAGCAACCUUGACCAAGAAGCGAACCCUUACCUAAGCUCCAUUAACCUUAACGAAUACAAUGCGAUCGCUCCACUGUCAUCAGUCUGUAAAAUUGGCAAGGACAGAACUGAUCCCUGUCAGUCUAGCCCUUGUAUUCUUACUCAUACAAUGCCAAUGAAGAAAAUACAAAACACCUUCAGAUAUGAGAAAGAUUCAUUGCACAGCGUCUUCUUAAAUGCAGCCCGCAACAAAAGUCUCUGCGAUGUCAUCGACGUCACCGAUACUGAAGACAGCUGCUCCGACUCCGUGGGCACCAACGAGACUUUCAACGGACUAAGUCUGGGCGACUCUCUGCUAGAAGAUGGCAGUCUCCGGGCAGAAUAUACGAUUCAUUCGUCGAGUAAUUCGAACGAAAGAUUUUCCGAUAAUAUUUAA